Molecule: messenger RNA, 717 nt
Organism: Vitis riparia (riverbank grape)
Lineage: Eukaryota; Viridiplantae; Streptophyta; Magnoliopsida; Vitales; Vitaceae
Exons: 3
Coding region: 111-602 (163 amino acids)
Biological process (GO): SCF-dependent proteasomal ubiquitin-dependent protein catabolic process
Cellular component (GO): SCF ubiquitin ligase complex
Molecular function (GO): protein binding
Source: RefSeq, a predicted model, not a curated record
AAGUCGUGAACACAACUCAUAUUUCACCUGACAAGUGAGUUGAAAUUAUAUGUUCAACAGAAACGAUAUGAUGGAGUCUGCAUGAACCAUACAAAUUGUAGAACUCGGAAAUGGAGAGAUUGCCAGGAGAUCUCUGUCUCAAGAUUUUCUACUUGUUGGAUCACCAGAACCUUGCAACUUCUCUUCAAGUUUGCAGGAAGUGGAAGGUGUUGGCCUCAGACAACAUUCUAUGGUCAAACCUAUUCAAGGAGAGAUGGGGAGAAGAUCGUGCUGCAUUCUAUGCCCCUACUGGUUUGAAAUCAUGGAAAGAUGUGUAUGAAGCGCAAGACCGGUGUGAUCGAGUUGGAUUGGGCCUGAAGAUAAUCAGAGAAGGUGUCGGCGACUACUACCUUGUCCACCAAGGCGAAAUCCAACACCAUCUAGGUUCCAAGAGACAAAGAAAGGGGGCAACUAAUUGUUCAUUCAGUUCAGAAACAGGCUUUAUUGGAGAAGGAUGCUCAAAUGGAGAGGAACCCUGUUUGGGGAUUCUAGACAAGAUCCUUUUCUUCAUUGGGGAUUUGGAAGUUGCUUCAACAGAUGCCAAACGAGGCAGAAUACUGUAAUUAGUUUAUCGAUAACUGAAAUUGUAUCUAAUCUAUGCUCUGGUAUGGAAUCUGAUCACUUUGGUUUGAAUAUUUACCUUCAUUGAUAAUGUAACCAUCUCAUUUGCUCCAUUCA